Pseudoliparis swirei is the source of this 4529-nucleotide messenger RNA. It is a transcript of the gene nfascb, whose product is annotated as neurofascin homolog (chicken) b. The transcript has 26 exons. Gene Ontology annotation, molecular function: protein binding. Bases 1 to 3540 code for a protein of 1179 amino acids. The record is from RefSeq and is a predicted model, not a curated record. NCBI's taxonomy places the organism in Eukaryota, Metazoa, Chordata, Actinopteri, Perciformes, Liparidae. Gene Ontology annotation, biological process: cell-cell adhesion.
AUGGGGAUACUGGUGGAACCAGCGCUGCUCCUUAUUUUAUGGCAGAGCGUUUGGGCUUUGGACAUCCCUCUGGAAAUCAGGCAGCCCCCGGUCAUCAUAAAGCAGUCGAUGAAAGAUCAUAUUGUUGACCCCAAAGACACCAUGGUCAUCGAGUGUGAAGCCAGAGGAAACCCUCAUCCCAUUUUCUCAUGGAGACGUAACGGGAAGUAUUUCAACGUGGCCCGUGACUCUCAAGCGUCGAUGCGAAGGCGUUCAGGGACUCUGGACAUCUACGCCUGGAACAAUCCAGAACAGUACGAGGCAGAGUAUCAGUGCAUUGCCUCCAAUAUGUAUGGAUCUGCAUAUUCCAACAAGAUCAGACUACGGCUAUACAGACCUCCUGUUUGGCCGAGGGAGAUUCUGGAGCCUGUGGUGGUCAGCGCUGGCUUGCCUCUGGUCCUGUCCUGUGACCCGCCACGAGGCCCGCCGACACCUGAAACCUACUGGAUGUCCAGCUGCUCAUAUGCGAGGCCUUUCAACUGGCCCAUUCAGACCGCUUUCCCCACCAUGCAGCCGGUGUGGCCGGACCGCAGGGUGUCUAUGGGAGUGAACGGAGAUCUGUAUUUCUCUAACAUCCUGUUCAACGACUCUGCUGCUGAUUACUGCUGUAACGCCCGCUUCCCCAACAAGAAUGUCAUCCAGCAGAAGAUGCCUGUGGUCGUUAAAGUGCUGACAACUCGCACGGUGGCCGAGGCCGCCCCAACCUGGCUGUCUCCCACAGGCUCAUCCAGCUCCAUACUCGUCCUGCAAGGGGAAGAACUUCUCCUGGAGUGUAUCAGUGCAGGAGUGCCGACUCCCAGUAUCACAUGGACCAAGAAUGGCGACCGCCUGGUGGUAUCGCCUCGCAUGAAAGUAAAGAACUUCAACAAGAUGAUUCAAAUCCCAAAAGCAUCUUUUGAGGAUGCAGGAGAAUAUACUUGCACCGCUACCAAUAAAAUUGGAUACAUUCAGCACACAAUAACCGUCAGGGUCAAAGCGGCCCCCUUCUGGCUGGAGAAACCCACGGAUCUGGUCUUAGCCCCGGAGGAAAAUGGACGCCUGUUGUGUCAAUCUGAUGGGGCUCCGCGUCCCACAGUCAGCUGGUUCAUCAACGGGGAACCGAUUGAAACUGCUACACCUCAGCCUAACAGACAGGUGUCAGGAGACACGCUGACUUUACGCAGUGUGACCGUUGAAAACACUGCAGUCUAUCAGUGCAAUGUUUCCAAUCAAUUUGGGUACUUGAUGGCCAAUGCUUUUGUCAACGUGCUGCAUGCAACGCCACGUAUUAUUGGGCCCAAGAAUGAGCUCAUCAAGGUGAUAGAGGGCAGUCGUACCCUCCUUGACUGCCGCUACUUUGGUUCUCCAGUACCUGAAUUGCGAUGGUCUAAAUAUGGACAGGGUACUCUUGAAGGCAAUCGUUUUAAGACUCAAGGUAACGGGACUCUGGAGAUCCAAAACAUACGGAUAGAGGACCAGGGAACUUACGUUUGUGUAGUCAGCAACAUCGCAGGAAGAGAUGAGAGUCAAGUCAGAUUAGAGGUUAAAGAGCCCACUUUAAUUGUCACAAGACCACAGAGUAUGAAGGUCAUCCGUGGGAGUGAUGUGCGCUUUGAGUGUGGUGUGAAAGCAGAUGUAACGACUCCUGUCACAACCACCUGGAUGAAAGGCAAAAAGCACGUCACUCUCGGCUGGAGGAUUUCUCUGGAUGAAUCAAAUCUGGUCAUCACUAAUGUAAACGGGGGUGAUGAGGGAAAUUACACCUGUGUGAUCAAGAGUGAGCUGGACCAGAAGUAUGCCUCAGCACGCCUAAUGGUGAUGGACCGUCCAGAUCCUCCCUCCAAGUUGGAGUUGUCCGAUCCAUAUGAACGUAGUGUCAGACUCAGCUGGGUGGCUGGAGACAGCAACCACAACCCUAUAACAGAGUACUUGGUGCAGUAUGAUGAUGAUGACUGGUUGCCUGGUAAGUGGAGAAACCUUUCAACGUAUCCAGGGAACCUCAACUCUGUCAUCCUGCAUCUCACGCCUUUCACCUACUACGAGUUUCGGGUAAUCGCUAUCAAUGAAAUCGGAAUGAGUCGCCCGAGUCGUCCAUCCACGCGCUUCCAGAGCAGCGGUGCUCCCCCAGAUAUUAUCCCAAAGAACUUAAAGGGUGUGGGUACAUGGAGGAAUAACAUGGAGAUCAGCUGGGAGCCUCUGACCUACAGAGAGUGGAACGGACCCCACCUGAAGUAUCUGGUGUGGUGGAAAAGGAGAGAUUCCCGAGAGGAGUGGAAGAAUGCAACCACUAAAUGGCUGAGAUACUACAUCUACGAUGCAGAUACCUUCACUCCGUAUGACUUAAAAGUCCAGGCUGUCAAUGACUUUGGGCUGGGUCCAGAGUCUCCUGUUGUCAUUGGUUACUCUGGGGAGGACCGUCCCUUAACCGCACCAAUGAACCUGAGAGUGUCCGACAUCGAGAGCACUCAGGUGACUUUGCACUGGGAUUCAGUCACACGCGGCUCAAUGAUGGGCGAUCUGAAAGAAUACAAGGCCUACUAUUGGAGGGACAGCAGCCAGCUGAGGUGGCUGUGGGUCAAUAGAGGGAUGAAGUCGAAAGCGUUUUCAAACAACGAUCCAGAGCCCUCUGGGGUCCUCACCGGACUCAUCCCCUAUAGCAACUACAAGUUGUAUUUAGUCGUGGCAAACAAUCGUUAUGAAGGUCCGGCGGGAAAUAAUAUCCACUUCUCAACGCCUGAGGGAGUACCAUCUGUUCCCAGAUCUUUCAGGAUCCAACAGCGACAUCUAGACAGUAUUUAUGUCGACUGGGACAUUCCAGCUGAACCCAACGGUGUCAUUAUUGGAUAUUCCCUCAAGUACCAGACAGUGAACGCCACCAGGGAAGAGGAGUCUCGAGUUGAGGAGUUCACUCCAAACGUAACAAGUUUCUCGCUCCGGCGGUUCGACCGCUACACUCGUUACAGAUUCUCCGUGGCGGCACAGACUCGGAUCGGGAUAGGGGAGUGGCAUACGGAAGAGUCGCAGCACUACACCACUGAAACAUAUGCUCAGGACCAGGUGGACAUCUCCACUCAGGGCUGGUUCAUCGGGAUGAUGUGUGCAGUGGCUCUCAUCGUGCUCAUCCUACUCAUCGUCUGCUUCAUCAAGAGGAGCCGAGGGGGGAAAUACCCAGUACGGGAAAAAAAAGAUAUUUCAUUGGAGCCAGUGGAUGACAAUGAUCAGGAGGGAUCAUUCGACUACAGGUCUCUUGAAAGGAUAGCACGUAUCUCCACUCUGCCUUACCCCCGGCGAGAGGAGGAAAGGGGGCUUCAAAGAGGCCAGCUGCACAUGGAUACAAUGAUGAAGCGAUCAGCGAGCGACGACAGUCUGGUGGACUACGGGGAAGGAGGAGAGAUACCGUUCAACGAGGACGGCUCGUUCAUCGGCCAGUACACAGGAACCAGGAGAGACGUCAGGGAGAUGGACUUUGGUGCAAGUCUGCAGAUUCACUCUCCCAUGAAAACCAUCUACUCCCUGGCGUAAACAUUCAAACUGUCUCCCUAUUUGUCGCGUGACUUCACCGUGCUUGUACUCUCACUUUGAAUUAAGAACUGACGGUGCUUGUGGUUUGUUUGCAGAAGGGAACAGCUGGAGCCUGAGGCGCUGUAACCCUUUGUGUCUUCAUGUAUGCAGAUGAUGCAACGUUCACGCAUUUAACGACGAAAAUGGCUAAAUAGUUGGGAUAGUACUAGAGAUGAGAUGCUUGUUCAUCUGAUGAAAAGCAAGCUUUACCUUUUGUGUUUUGUAUUGCAUUUCCUGUAAAUAAAAAUGUGUUUGUGCUCAUGCAUGAGUACAAGUGCAGUUAUCCUGUCCAAGGAGAGACAUGGCUGCACAUCAGAGGAGACAGAAUGAAUACGUUUAUCAUGUUGAUAAAAGCAGUUGCAAGGACCAACUUUACUUCUGUUUUUACAUAUUCUUCUUUCAGCUAAUUUCAAUAAUGAGAUGUGGUUUUUUUAUGUGUUGGCUGUUUAAAAUAAGGUCUGCAUACUUUCACGAUCAAGGGAGGCAAAAUGUUCUCCCUGAACUUAGUGUACUCUUUGUUAUAUCGACUAGUUUUUAUGGUUCAAUGUGAGAGUAUAAAAGUCUUAUUGAUUAUAGCUGAAGGAUUAUAAAGUAUCUCCAAGGACUAAUGAUUUAUCAGCACGGUCAGUUUGCCAAUUGUGCUUUGCUAGGAAGCAAGAGGUCAAACCAUUUAGGGAAUCAUAAAGCUGCAAAAAAUAAGCUGUAAAAUGAGAAGGAUGUUUCUCUUUGAACUUGCCGUAACUGUAUUUCCCAUUUCCCUUCACCAUGGAGAAGGGUAGAAAUCAUUAAUCUUGAUGUAACAGCUUUAGUUCAUUUGACCUCUAACAUUAUAUUGUGUAUUACCACAGUUAUGUCCUUAAUGUAUAUAAAGUGGUCAUGUGUAUUCAUAGCAUGUUUGUUGUGAUUAUAAAUGUUGAAUUCAGGUGCUCUGUUCCUGAAUUUUAAAAGGG